Messenger RNA from Papilio polytes (common Mormon), 1810 nucleotides. RefSeq names its product phosphatidylinositol glycan anchor biosynthesis class U protein (gene PIG-U). The coding region runs from base 113 to 1402 and encodes 429 amino acids. The record is from RefSeq and is a predicted model, not a curated record. Gene Ontology annotation, cellular component: GPI-anchor transamidase complex; membrane. NCBI's taxonomy places the organism in Eukaryota, Metazoa, Arthropoda, Insecta, Lepidoptera, Papilionidae. The transcript has 3 exons. Gene Ontology annotation, biological process: protein localization to cell surface; attachment of GPI anchor to protein.
GAUUUGACAAUUGAUUGGUGUUGAUUGUGAUUUGAAAAAAUAAUUUUGAAUGUUAAUAUGAUUUUGUGAUAGUGCUGUAUAUGUGGACGUUAAAAAGUAUUUAAUAAUAAAAAUGGGUCUAAUGUUAAAAUAUGUUAUUGCCGGCUUAGCAAGAUACUGGCUUAUUCACAUGGAUUAUUGGCAGAUUAUAGCCAAUAGGGUAGAAAUUGCUACGCCUUUAAACUCCUGGAAGAGGUUAAUUGAGGGUGUUUAUCUUUAUGAUAAUAAUAUAAAUCCAUAUGAAGGAGAUUCGUUCCACGAGUCUCCAUUAAUGCUGAUUUUCUUUCACUUUUUUAUGAAGAAAUUUCCUUACAUUUUGCCCCUUCUGUUUACAAUUUUUGACCUGAUCACAGCUCAUCUUUUAUAUAAGACAUCAAAGUCGUUUGCGACGUUGUUCAAGAAUGCUCAGGACAAAAUAAAAGAUGAAGUUAACAAGGAUUCAAAAACAAUGCUUUUAAGUAAAUCUGGUUUAGAUGAAGCUCCUGAUUACGUUUUAUCGGUUUAUCUUUUUAAUCCUUACUCUGUACUGAACUGUGCUGGGAUGACGACAACAGUUAUUCAGAAUAUGUUAGUGGCAGCAUCACUUUGGGGCGCUACAAGUGGACAAAGAAUUCUGGCUUGUGCUUUUAUUGCCCUUGCCACUCAUCAAGCAUUGUAUCCUGUUCUGCUGAUAGUUCCUAUAGCCAUAUUAUUAGCAGAUAUUAACAAAGGAUGUAAUAAAUGCUCAUACAUAAGAACCUUAUUGGUCUUUGUACUUUGUUGGGGUUUCUUCAUCUACAUUUCAGCAUUCAUAAUGGAUGGAUCUUAUAAAUAUGUGUACAAUACCUAUGGAUUCAUAUUAUCAGUCCCAGAUUUAAAGCCUAACAUUGGUUUGUUUUGGUAUUUCUUCACUGAGAUGUUUGAACACUUCAGACUACUGUUUGUUUGUGCAUUCCAAAUAAAUGUGCUGGCUCUGUACAUUGUGCCACUAACACUCCGGUUUAGGAGAGAACCAGUACUAUUGGCAACUGUGUUGAUAGCAUUGUCGGCUAUAUUCAGAUCAUACCCGUGUGUUGGUGAUGUUGGAUUCUACUUGGCUUUGUUGCCAAUGUGGAAACAUCUGUUUACAUUCAUGCAGCAAAAGUUUAUAGUGGCCUGUGCUUUCAUCAUCACGUCAGCACUAGGACCCACUGUCUGGCAUCUGUGGAUUUACUCCGGCUCAGCAAAUGCGAACUUUUUCUUCGGAGUUACCCUCUCAUUUGCAACUGCCCAAAUUUUCCUUAUAACUGAUCUAUUGUUUGCUUACAUAAAAAGAGAAUUUACGUUAAAGAAUGGGACAUCUAGACAGAUUGAUGGGAAGCCUGCAAAACUAGUCUUGCGAUAAUUUCUUGCAUUUAUUGCAGAACAAAAUUUAUUCCUAUAUUUAAAUAUAGCAUUUAUAUGUGUAAUAAUGUAUGAACUGGGCACUUAUAUGAUAUAUAAGUGCCCAGUUAAUACAUUAUUACACCAUGCCCAUAUAAUAAUAGAUGUGGCAAAAAAAGAUUAGUUCUAGUGACAGUUAAAAUUUAUGACAGACAUGAAAAUAUUAGGCCACAAUUUUUUUUUAAAUCACAAUAAAAUCACAAAUGAUGUCAUUAUAUUGAAAGUGUGAUUGUGUGUUUACCCUUCUUUAUUUUGAUAUCUUAAAGACUGAAUAUGGCUUGAAAAAUUUACUCUCCUUUUAUUUAAAAACUUGUAGAGAAAGUGAAUAUUUAGUUUAAUGCUUAUUAUGUACAUUUAAUACAAAAGACAU